Cheilinus undulatus (humphead wrasse) is the source of this 4549-nucleotide messenger RNA. RefSeq names its product cyclic AMP-responsive element-binding protein 1-like. Gene Ontology annotation, biological process: regulation of transcription by RNA polymerase II. Gene Ontology annotation, molecular function: protein binding; cAMP response element binding; DNA-binding transcription factor activity, RNA polymerase II-specific. Lineage: Eukaryota; Metazoa; Chordata; Actinopteri; Labriformes; Labridae. Bases 161 to 1114 code for a protein of 317 amino acids. The transcript is spliced from 8 exons. The record is from RefSeq and is a predicted model, not a curated record. Gene Ontology annotation, cellular component: ATF4-CREB1 transcription factor complex; nucleus.
UUGCUAAACAGAUAGAUGGCUGCCCAGAGAAGUUAUUUGCGGCUAAUAUCCGCACAAAGCCAACAAAGAGAUCAUGGCGGCGGUGUUGCAGAGGCUCACAAAAUGAGUCAGUCUCUGCAAGGCUCGCUGGUUCGCAACACUACUGAGACAUAGAUUUUAAAUGACCAUGGAGGCUGCUGCAGACACACAGCAAAGUGGCGACACUGCUGUCUCUGAGCCUGAGACCCAGCAGAUCACCUUAACUCAGGGGUCCAUAGCAGCAGGCCAGGUGACGUCCACUAGUCCCACAGUCACUCUAGUUCAGUUACCCAACGGUCAGACGGUCCAGGUGCACGGAGUGAUCCAGGCUGCGCAGCCCUCCGUUAUUCAGUCCCCACAAGUCCAGACAGUACAGAUUUCCACUGUUGGCGAGAGCGAGGACUCUCAGGAAUCUGUAGACAGCGUGACAGAUUCUCAGAAGAGGAGAGAGAUUCUGUCUAGAAGACCUUCUUAUAGAAAGAUUUUGAACGACUUAUCGUCAGAUGUUCCAGCAGUGCCUCGAAUCGAAGAAGAGAAGUCGGAGGAUGACUCAGCCCCAGCAAUCACCACAGUCACCAUGCCCACUCCCAUCUAUCAGACCAGCAGCGGCCAGUACAUCGCCAUUACUCAAGGCGGAGCCAUCCAGCUGGCCAACAACGGCACAGAUGGAGUACAGGGCCUGCAGACUCUGACCAUGGCCAACGCUGCCGCGGCUCAGCCGGGCGCCACCAUCCUGCAGUACGCUCAGACGAGUGACGGGCAGCAGAUCCUUGUUCCCAGCAACCAAGUGGUUGUACAAGCUGCCUCUGGAGACGUCCAGGCCUAUCAGAUCCGCACAGCUCCAACCAGCACCAUCACUUCUGGGGUCGUCAUGGCAACCUCGCCGGCACUUGGUUCAGGGAGCACGGAGGAGGUAACGCGCAAAAGAGAAGUCCGACUUAUGAAAAACAGGGAGGCCGCUCGAGAGUGCCGCAGGAAGAAGAAGGAGUACGUCAAGUGUCUGGAGAACCGCGUGGCCGUGCUGGAGAACCAGAACAAAACCCUCAUCGAGGAACUCAAAGCUCUCAAAGACUUGUACUGCCACAAAUCAGAGUAGAAAAAACAUCACCGAACGCCUGCCGGGUGCCCCGUCUGCCCCCCCUUCCCAAAUGUACAGAGACUCAGCACAGAGCACCUGGAAGCCACGCUCACUUUUCUACUCUUUGCUUUCUUUUUAAAAACUGCAAAAUAUCUGUAUAAAGACUCACCAGGAAUAGGAAAUCAAACACCAUGCUGAUUCAGCGAUUUCUGUUCACAUCAGUUUCCCAUGAAAAGGUGGAGCAAUGAUGCAGGGUCCUAGUGGUGGAUAAAGAACCACAGAAGGGACGCAUUCCAGUCACUGGUGCCUGGACUUAACGGGCAACAUCACCAGCAACGGAGCAACAUCACUGAUGGAACUUUUUACAGUGUAACCCCUCAAGAAACUUGGAUCGUUUGAGACUUUACCUUCGUGUGCUGCGUUUGUAACUGUAACCGCGCUCCUGCAUUAACUUCUGUUACUAAUGCUUUGAACUUAGACGGGCUGUGUCAUGGAUGUUUUUAUCUUUUAGCAAUGUUUUCAUUGACAUGUUGGAUUUGCUCGCAUCAUGCCAUUUUUUUUUUACUUUAAUUUGCUCUGCCUUGUCAUCAAAAAAGUUGUGUUAUGUUGGGUUGUUAAAUGGUUUUUAUGUUAAAUGUAGCUUUAAAAAAACGCUUGGAAAAGGCUCAUAUGGAACAUUUAUGGUUACAGAACUCCUCAUUAUAGGAUGCAUAUAGGAUGCAUGUUUCCAUUCAUAGAAGUUGGGCUCUUUGUUUCUGGUUCCCAAAAAUCUUUAAAAAUACGUCCGAAGAUAUGAUAAAGCAGGCAAUGAAAUGUACUUCCUGCGUGCUGUAAAGUUGUACUAAUGGCAAAAUUUGCUGCUUGUAUAACAAAUAAUAUUAUUGGGGUCAAGCUGUUUUUUUGUUCCCCUAUCUUUUAGUGAUAUUUGAACCCAUGUUUAUCCUCAUUUUCAUUUUGAGCACACCAAAAACAAAGAGCCUUAGCUGCUAAGUAAUGAAUGUAUGGAAGCCCUAACCUGCAAUUUCCACAAUGUCCGUGUCCAAAGCACUCUGUUGCACCACGAUUGAACUACGCUUGACAGCACACGUGUUCGCCCACUGAAGCAGCUUGAUCACUAGCUCACAUUGCAACAACAAACAAACUGCAUGUUUACCUUAAAAGACACUGUUAUGACCUAAUGUGGGAGAAAAGCUGUUAAAAAGUGGCAAAAAAAGCUGCCAGCCUGGUCUUUGUUGUGUUCUGUGGUCCAGCAUGUUUUGAGCAGCAAAGCAACCAGUGACUUGCUGCCUAUUUGCUUCCUUUUUUAAACCAAAUGUUGAUUUAGUGACAAGAUAAACGUCAUGGGGCUUUGAUGCUUUUCUUGACUGACUUCCCGUCUGGGGGCUGCAGAAUCCGGUGAAUGCCGAGAUAACACUGCACAAGACCUGACGUGAUUAAAACGCCACCCCGUUUGUUGUGCAUUAAGCAGCUGCUUCACUGCUCAGAACAUGCUGCAAUGCAGGGUUUUUGCGCCACUUUUUAACCGCUUUUCUCCCUCAUUUGUUCACAACAUGGCUUUCAUAUUAAAACAGGGGAUAUACCGUUAUUCUUCAGGUUUUGAUGUAACCAAUGGAAAAUUCCCCCUUUCACUCUGUAUUGCAAGCAGAGUGCCUUUUUAACUGAUUUUCUCCCUCGUUCACUUUCAAAACACAAUGCAUUCAUAAAGAAACCUGAGUAUACUGUUAAUGAAGAUAAACCUACUGCGGAGCUGAUUUACUGCCCGUUUGCUUCCUGUUUAGGUGUAGUUUUCAAAUAGUGACUGGGAAAAAGACUUUCUGACUUCCUGUAUGGGUACUUCAUAAUCUGAUGUUUCAAAAUACAUUACAUUGAUAAGAAAAACAGGAAGUAUACCUUUAAGAAACUCACUUUAGUGGAGAGCUGAUUUGCUGCAAUUUGCUUCCUGUUUAGAUGCAGUGCUCAAAUUGUGAAAGGAUAAACACUUCCUGUUUGGAUGCUGCAAAAUUUGGUGUCUAAGCUCCACUUUUAACUUGCUUUUUCAUCUAAAAGGGUGGCUGCAGAAAAUUCAUGCUGAGACACAACUGCUUUACCACAAGUGCAUGGAUAUGCCACUCUCCAUGUACUGCACGAGACCUAAAGCGACUGUAAACUCAUCCCAUUCACUGUAAAUCACAAGUGGCACCGCUUUUUAACGGCUUUUCCCCCUCAUUUGGCCAUAACUGCAUUUAACAAAGACAGGAAUGUACCGUUCAGAAAACAGACCUUGCGUAGUGCUAAGUUGACUGAAAACACUCCUAACCAAGGAGAAGUGGGGGAGGGCAGAGCGACUUGUGAGCUUUGAGCUUUUUCACGACAAUCACUACAGAUUGAGAGCUCAACUACCGUAUUACAGCUAGUAAAUGGGCACACUCCAUACAGGGAAAUUGGAUGGUACUAAAAGAUAAACAGCUGCACAGAAGUGGCUACGAGGACGAUGGGUUGGAUUUGCAACGACAGAUUCUGGAUUUUACAGUUGAUCUGCCUGAGAGCGUACUGUGCAGAUGACAUAUGUGGAAAUUGCAGGCAAUAGUGCAUGCAUUCAAACAAUUUAUUAUGCCCACUUCCUGUGUUAAGAAGAAACUUGGCUGUUUUCUUGAUCUAAACUUACUUGCAUCAUUAUCUUGGCUUGACAGCACUGGUAUUAUUGUUUAUUUCAGUCAUUUUUUUCAGAAUUUAAGAAAUUAUUUUUGGAAAAACAGCACUGCUAUGUCAAGACAACCAUAAGAGUAAGUAAAAAUGUUGAGAAAACAGCCCACAUUUACUCCUUGUCACAUGAAAAUUGUUACUCUUGGGGGGUACAAAAAGAAGCAUUGUACUGUCUUAAAAUCUGUACUCUCCUUUAAUGGUUUGUUUUAGAGAAAUUUGCGUUAAUUUUGUACAACUUGGAAUGCAAACAUGUUUUUGUGCGAUGUGUUUGAUAGCACCACGACCCAGGAUAUUGUGGCGUCAGCAGAGGCCGUCUUCAAAAUCAGUUUACAGGGAUGCAGAGUGGCAUGAGCACCUUCCUUGCAUAUACAAUCCAACCACAUUUCACAGGCUGAACGGUGAGAUCCACUGAUGAUUAGUCAAGAUCUGUGAGGGUUUUUAGCUUCACAGAAUCAUCAUGCAUUAGACAUUAAAAGUUUUUAUAUGUCACCAAGUACAACACAUGUCAAACUCAACUAAAGGAAAGUUGCGGCUGACUCCUGAAUAAUUCACCGUGAACAAAGCAGAUAUUUUAUGAUCAUGGAAUGCCAUAUUGUAUUAUUUUAGCUAUUAUGUAUUGUCAUGACAUAGAUUGCUUUUUUAUGUUGCUUUUCAUUAAUUUUGUAUUCACAAUUUCUAAAUGUCAGCACCAACUUGUAUGAUACAGUGCAUUAUGUUAGAGCUAUUCAAAUAUUACAUUUUUGGCAGCUGUUAAUAAAUGUGUUUCUGGUA